This is a messenger RNA of Chinchilla lanigera (long-tailed chinchilla), 2615 nucleotides long. RefSeq names its product N-acetylated alpha-linked acidic dipeptidase 2 (gene Naalad2). The transcript is spliced from 19 exons. The record is from RefSeq and is a predicted model, not a curated record. Lineage: Eukaryota; Metazoa; Chordata; Mammalia; Rodentia; Chinchillidae. The coding region runs from base 102 to 2327 and encodes 741 amino acids. Gene Ontology annotation, molecular function: carboxypeptidase activity.
GAGGGCCCUGAGGCUGUGCUCACGCCCCGCCCCGCCCGGUCCCUGCCGCCCUCAGCUCCGACGCUCCCCGCUACCUCAGCUCGAGCCCCGGCCGCGGAGCCAUGGCGAAGCCCCGGAGUCGGCGUCCGUACCUCGCGGUGUGCCUGGUCGCGGCGCUGGUGUCCUUCCUGGCUGGCCUCCUGCUGGGCUGGCUUGUCAAGCCUCACAAGGAAACGACCACUACAGAGCGCUAUCAUCAAAGUUUGCGGUGGAAACUCGUAUCAGAAAUGAAAGCAGAAAAUAUUAAGGCUUUUCUUCGUUCUUUUACGAAACUUCCUCAUUUGGCAGGAACAGAACAAAAUUUACUACUUGCCAAAAAAAUCCAAACUCAGUGGAAAAAAUUUGGAUUAGAUUCAGCUGACUUGGUUCAUUAUGAUGUUCUCUUGUCUUACCCUAAUGAAACAAAUACUAACUACAUAUCAAUUGUGGAUGAACAUGGAACUGAGAUUUUCAAAACAUCGUACCUUGAGCCACCACCAGAAGGGUAUGAGAAUGUGAGCAAUAUCGUGCCGCCGUACAACGCUUUCUCCCCCGCGGGCACGCCAGAGGGAGAUCUGAUAUAUGUGAAUUAUGCUCGUACUGAAGACUUUUUCAAACUAGAAAGGGAGAUGAACAUCAACUGCACGGGAAAGAUUGUUAUUGCCAGAUACGGGAAGAUCUUCAGAGGAAAUAAAGUCAAAAAUGCUGUGCUGGCUGGGGCCAUAGGAAUCAUUCUGUACUCGGAUCCAGCUGACUACUUUGCCCCUGAGGUACAGCCAUACCCCAGAGGGUGGAACCUUCCUGGAACUGCAGCCCAGAGAGGAAAUGUGUUAAAUCUGAAUGGAGCUGGCGACCCGCUCACUCCAGGCUAUCCAGCCAAAGAGUACACCUUCAGAUUUAAUGUUGAAGAAGGAGUGGGAAUCCCUCAAAUUCCUGUGCAUCCUAUUGGAUAUAAUGAUGCAGAGAUAUUAUUACGCCACUUGGGCGGGCUUGCUCCCCCGGACGAGCACUGGAAGGGAAUGCUUAACGUUUCUUAUAGUGUUGGGCCCGGCUUCACAGGGAGUAAUUCUUUCAGAAAAGUUAAAAUGCAUGUUCAUAACAUCAAUAAAAUUACAAGAAUUUACAAUGUAAUUGGAAUUAUUAGAGGAUCUGAGGAACCUGACAGGUAUGUGAUUGUGGGAGGUCACCGGGACUCGUGGGUGUUUGGAGGCAUUGACCCAACCACGGGGACUGCGGUUAUGCAAGAAAUAGCCCAGAGUUUUGGAAAACUGAUAAAUAGAGGCUGGAGACCUAGGAGAACUAUCAUUUUUGCCAGCUGGGAUGCCGAAGAGUUUGGACUGUUGGGUUCUACAGAAUGGGCUGAGGAGAAUGCAAAAGUACUUCAAGAGAGAAGCAUUGCUUAUAUCAACUCAGAUUCAUCAAUAGAAGGCAACUAUACUCUCAGAGUUGAUUGUACACCUCUUCUCUACCAGCUGGUGUAUAAACUGACAAAAGAGAUUCCCAGCCCUGAUGAUGGUUUUGAGAGGAAAUCACUUUAUGAAAGUUGGUUGCAAAAAGACCCAUCACCAGAUAAUAAAGACUUCCCUAGAAUCAAUAAACUGGGAUCUGGAAGUGAUUUUGAAGCUUAUUUUCAGAGACUUGGGAUUGCCUCAGGCAGAGCUCGUUACACUAAAAAUAGGAAAACAGAUAAAUAUAGCAGUUACCCUGUGUACCAUACUAUUUAUGAGACAUUUGAAUUGGUGGAGAAGUUUUAUGACCCAAUGUUUAAGAAGCAGCUUUCCGUGGCUCAGCUACGAGGCGCGCUGGUGUACGAGCUCGCAGACUCUGCAGUCAUUCCUUUCAACGCUGAAGACUAUGCGAAGGCUUUGAAACACUAUGCAGCAAGUAUCUUCAGUAUCGCCAGGAGACACGGCCAACAGCUGAGAGACUACAAAGUAUCAUUUGAUCCCUUGUUUUCUGCUGUGAAAAAUUUCUCUGAGGCUGCUUCAGAUUUUCAUAAAAGACUUACACAACUUGACCAUAAUAAUCCUAUUGCAGUGAGAAUCAUGAAUGACCAACUGAUGCUCCUGGAAAGGGCGUUCAUUGACCCCCUGGGUUUACCAGGAAGGCAGUUCUAUAGGCAUAUCAUCUUUGCUCCAAGUAGCCACAACAAAUAUGCUGGAGAGUCCUUUCCUGGGAUUUAUGAUGCCAUGUUUGACAUUGAAAAUAAAGCAGAGCCUCGCUUGGCCUGGACAGAAGUAAAGAAACAUAUUUCUAUUGCAGCUUUUACAAUUCAAGCAGCAGCAGGGACGUUGAAAGAAAUGUUAUAGGAAGGUGUCCGUCAAGUGGCUAACUAUUAAAGGUGUUGCUGAAAACCUGAGGAUGAGAUUUGUCAUUUUUGAUGAUGCAUAAAGCCAGAAGGUUUUAAAAAUCUUGAUUCUCCUGCCAUGGUUUUAAACUUCCAUCUUGUUCACCUCAGAGUUUUUGCCUCUUGGAUGCAUGGUCAAAGAAACUGAAAAUGGAAACAACUCGAAUGUAUAAUAGCAGAUAAAUUGAUAAAUUGUGUUAUAGUCACAGUGAAAUUCUAGCCAGCAAAAUAAAAAUGAAAGAACUGUCAA